AUGGAGGACGAAAAAUCAGGAGGAAUGGAAAAAAAGGAAGGAAGGAAAGAAGGAGAGGGGGAAGAAGUAGGACGAAAAAUCAGGAGGAAUGGAGGAAGAAAAAAGGAAGAAGAGAAAGGUGAGGAAAAGGAAGGGGAACAAGGAAGAGGAAAGGUGGAGGAACAAUCAGGAGUAAUGGAAGAGGAAAAAAAGAAGGAAGAGGCGGAAGAAGGGAAGGAAGAAAUAAGGAAUGGAGGAGGUAAAAUGUGGAUGAUUGGAGGAGGAAAAAAGGAAGGAGGAGGAAGAAAGGACGAAUGGAGGAGGAAAUCGGGAAAAAAGUACGAGGAAUGGAUAAAGAAAGGAAAGAAAAUCGGCGAUAACGCGUCGCGAGAAGCAGAUGAGAGAAGGAAGAAAGGAAGGAAGGAAAAACGAGAGACGGACGAGGAGGAGGAGGGAGAAAAAGGGAGGUCGAACGAAUAA
Macrobrachium nipponense is the source of this 459-nucleotide messenger RNA. Its product is annotated as cilia- and flagella-associated protein 251-like. The record is from RefSeq and is a predicted model, not a curated record. NCBI's taxonomy places the organism in Eukaryota, Metazoa, Arthropoda, Malacostraca, Decapoda, Palaemonidae. The transcript has a single exon. Bases 1 to 459 code for a protein of 152 amino acids.